CUUCGUCGCAGUCGCGUCUUUUGCAUUUCUUCUUUAUAAUCUUACAUUUCAUAUUCGAACGCAGUCUUUUCUUACCGUGAAUUUCCUUUUUUUUUUCUUUUUUUUUCUUUUUAAAACCGUAACAAGGUCAUUCAUUCCUCGACGAGUGUUUUGAAAUUUUGUGGUGUUCCCAAAUCGACGAGUUUUACCUAUUUUGUUUUCUCUAGUGUCGAUUCCAAGUAACACUUAUACUCUCACUUACAACGAUAAGUAAAUGACGUGGGAAUGAUAAAGAGAACUCGAUGAAUCCUCAGGACAGUCCUCGAAUCUACGUCCUAUCAUUUUAAUGGUAAAGGCGAAGAAAUUCAAUUGAAAAGUCAGGGGAACAGUAGAAGUAUAAAUCAUGUCGAGACGUCCAAGCGUUUCCAUUUACGAUUAUCCGGAGCAUCUAAAUCCUUUCAAUGACGACACUACAAGCCCUCCUUCCUCGCAUCCACGUUUGCAACGUGAAAAUAGCAAGACCUCGGGUUGCCCCAAAGAGAUAAAACAUAAAUUUUGGACCUUCGGGAGAAGCAGGAAAAAGAGAUCCAACAGUUUUUCCAUCAAGUCGACAUGGAACGGACUCUUUGGUAAACGAAAGGAAUCGGAUCAACCUGAGAAAAGAUCGACGAUUAUAACGGUUUCGUCGACGUACAAAAGAGAGCCUUUUGAUAGGCCAAUUGCACCGCCACGAAUUUCGAAAGAUCAGCAGGAAUUUGACGAAGCCUUGGGAACUCUGGUGAGAAGAAGAAAAUACACGUUGGACAGUGGUUCCAGAUAUAGUUCUAGUCUUACCGUGAAUGGAGAUCCUGCCAGAAUAUAUGAUGGGAGUCCUCAGGACACAACGACGUCCAUUAUGGGUGAUCUUACUCCGAAAGCGCCAGCUAGAAGAUUUGGCCAAGUCAGUCCAAGAUCGACAGACAAGAUACCACCAUUGAAUUUUGAAGAUAAAGAAUCGAAAGAAAAUGGAACGGUUACGUUGCGUGAAAAAUCUUCCGAAAGAACUCCGGUACCGCCAAUCCGAAGAUCUGGCAACAGAUCAUCGCAGAGGCUAAACAUGAGUAAUUUGGAUUUGGAAGAAGAGACUAGCAGGUCAGCCGACGUUACAUUGAGAGACGAAAACGAGAAUGUUCCCGAAGAUUAUGUUUUCAAAAGAUUUGGACAGGAUUCCGUAAGAAGAUCAAAUAUAUCUAUAAACAGUUGUGUGUCCAUUGGUAGUACCGCUAGUGGCUACGGACGAAAAAAACGUAGAGCACCACAGCCACCACGACGCACAGAACAAUUGGAAACUCCAGAGGAAAGCGAUGUCAAACAAACUCCGGAUACUACGAACGUGGAAUUACAAAUUACCGAACCGAUCGAUAUCAGUAGAGUCACGGAGAAUAUCGAUGAAAUGACAAAAAGGAGUCAAGAAUUGGUAGAAACUUCGAAUGAAAAUACAGAAAGUAGUGUUCAGUUAAUUUCUAAAGACGAAACGAAUACACAAAAUGUUAUUGAAAAGUCUGUUGUCGAAGAAUCUAUUGCGGAAAGUACGAAAAACGAACAGGAUGCAAAAAUUAGGGUUGUACAAAUAGAAUCGGAGAAAAAUCAGGAAUCGCUCGUUGAACAAAAACAAGAGACGGAUAUCGUUCAAAAAGAGGAAAAAAUCAAAGAGGCAAGUGACAAAGAGACAGCCAGUCAUGAAAAUCAAACGAAUAAGGAAAGUGAUAUUGAUAUUGAAUAUUGCAGAAAGGAAGAGGAUAAGGUGGAAAUAAUAAAAGAUGUCAAUGAAAUAAAUUCGAAAGAAGAAUUGGAUGUAUGUCUUCGAAGAAAAGAUUCUGCUGACAGACUAUCACGAUCCGACAGUUUUUCCGUUCAAGAGGAGAUAAAGAAAAUUGAAAGACAAAUCCAAGCUUUAGAAUCGAAAAAUUCAUCGAGAGAUUCAACGGACCAAACUUCGGACGAUAUUGCAGCUGAUCGUACUUCGAACAACACUCGACUAUCCAUUCUAGCUAAUCGCAGACACUUUUUUCAAAACAUGGUUGAUAACGAAGUAAAUAAAGACGGUGUUAAGAUUGAGUUUAAAGAAUUACCUAGAGAACAAAAAAAUAUUCAUGUUAUCAAAUUAACAGAUUCUCCCGUACCCGUCGAAGCACCUAAAGAACCAGUGAAAGUUAUCGAAUUACACAUUUCCGAACCCAUCAGACAAAGACCAGAAAUUUUGGAUGACGUGAAUCCUAUACCAAAACCUAGAAGACAUGCCUCCUUGAGUCAUAAUGGCUUCGAAGUUCCCAUUGCUCCAAGAGAAAGAAGCAGAAAUUCUGAAUCUUCUGAUAAGAGAGGGAAAUCUGUCUGAACACGUUUAGUUUUAUAAAUUGUAUAAAAAUUUGGUAAUUAUAUAACUUCUGUGUACCUUUAACUCUCGAUGAAUGAAAGAACAAAUGGAUAAAUUCAUAAUACGUCGAGCGAUAAAACUAAUCGUAUAGUCUAUGUGCCUUUACUUUGUGCUUUAAAAUGUAUAUUGUGAUAAUUAUCUAUAUUAAUCUCACAUAUAUAAUUAAAUAUGUAAUUACAUA
This is a messenger RNA of Vespula pensylvanica (western yellowjacket), 2573 nucleotides long. Its product is annotated as CUE domain-containing protein 5-like. The record is from RefSeq and is a predicted model, not a curated record. The transcript has 7 exons. Bases 383 to 2353 code for a protein of 656 amino acids. NCBI's taxonomy places the organism in Eukaryota, Metazoa, Arthropoda, Insecta, Hymenoptera, Vespidae.